This is a messenger RNA of Oreochromis niloticus (Nile tilapia), 1997 nucleotides long. RefSeq names its product sorting nexin-4. Gene Ontology annotation, molecular function: phosphatidylinositol-3-phosphate binding. Gene Ontology annotation, cellular component: early endosome membrane; SNARE complex; plasma membrane. The record is from RefSeq and is a predicted model, not a curated record. Bases 75 to 1379 code for a protein of 434 amino acids. Lineage: Eukaryota; Metazoa; Chordata; Actinopteri; Cichliformes; Cichlidae. The transcript has 14 exons. Gene Ontology annotation, biological process: positive regulation of autophagosome assembly; protein transport.
AAAACAGGCAACAGUCCACUCUGCCAGCUCAGCUGACAGCAGCAGCGGCGGCAGUACUCUGGCAGCCUAUAACCAUGGCAGACUCUGUAAGUAGCGAAGAAGUAGCCGUGAUUAGUAAUACCGACAUCACUUCCACGGAAUCUGAGAACAACAUCAUAAAUACGAUGGUGGAAAGAGGGACGGCUUUGUUGAGGAAACUGGAGAUAAAUGUGGCAGAGGCAGAGAAGAGAACAGGGAAGAACACUGUUAACAUGCAGGAAACAUACACUGUGUACCUCAUUGAAAUACGGCCUGCUGAAACAGAGGGAGGGACACCAGCGGCACCUGACACUUUGUGGAGACGCUACAGUGAGUUUGAGCUUCUCCGAACUUACCUGUUGGUCACCUAUCCCUACAUUAUCAUCCCCCCGCUACCAGAGAAAAGGGCCGAGUUUGUGUGGCACAAGCUUUCAGCAGACAACUUGGAUCCAGACUUUGUUGAGCGGCGGCGAGUUGGCCUGGAAAAUUUCCUGUUGCGUGUUGCAUCACAUCCAGUCCUCUCCAAUGACAAAAUUUUCUUCCUCUUUCUUACAGAGGAAAAGGGAUGGAGAGAUGCGGUUUUGGAAACAGGCUUCCAAGACAAGGCUGAUUCCAGACUCAAGUCUCUGAGUGCAAUGUUCAGGGUCAAGAAUCCUGACAAGCGGUUUACAGCACUGAAACAGUACAGUGAUGAACUGAACACCGUCAUCUCUCAGUUACUCAGAAUUCGAGCGCGAGUAGCAGACAGGCUAUAUGGAGUUUACAAAGUCCAUGGUAACUAUGGCAGAGUUUUCAGUGAGUGGAGCGCAAUAGAGAAAGAGAUGGGAGAUGGACUGCAGAGUGCUGGACACCACAUGGACACUUAUGCUGCAUCAAUUGAUGACAUUCUGGAGGAGGAAGAGCACUUUGCAGACCAGCUGAAAGAAUACCUCUUCUACACUGAUGCCGUCAGGUCAGUGUGCAGAAAACAUGAGCUGAUUCAGUAUGAAUUGGAGAUGGCAGCUCAGGACCUUGUCCAAAAGAAACAACAGAAAGAAGAGCUGGCAACCGGGACGGUGCGAAUCUUUUCUUUGAAGGGAAUGACCAGCAAAUUAUUUGGCCAAGAGAGCCCGGAGCAAAAAGAGAGCAGGUUAGCAGCCCUGGAGCAGAGUAUUCAGGAAGGAGAGGAAACGGUCAAGGAGAAGAACACCGAGUGCCAAGAGUUUGUGCGAGCAGCAUGGGACGACAUCGAACGUUUUAAGGAGCAGAAGGACAAAGAUUUGCGUGAGGCGCUGAUAAGCUACGCCAUUAUGCAGAUCAGUAUGUGUAAGAAGGGAAUCCAGGUGUGGUCCAAUGCCAAGGAGUGUUUCAGCAAAAUGUGAGCCAAACCUUCCAAAGCGAUCGUACUUUGCACCAAAACUAUACUCUGAUUGUACAGACUAGGACCAACAGCCAGUGAUUAUACUGUAGUCCUGUGGAGAUAGGUGGGAGCCCACAUGCUGCCUUUAAUUUGUUUUGCUAUGCUCAGUUGAAGCACACACACAUUAAAAAAAGUGAAAGUGGAACAAUGCCUCUUUAACUUCAAGUGUCUUAAUAGCACCUUUUCCUUGAUUUUCUGACCUUCGUACUUCAGACAGUCCAAAUACACACACUCAUCCUUAGUUGCGCUUUCAUUGACAUGUCCAGGAAGACAAUGUGGCAUUAUCAUUGCACAAUGGCAAUAUCCAUGGGAUUAUCCAUGCAGUAUAUUUCAGUUGUUAGCUCUCUCAGUCAUUCACCAUGAAUAACACAGAGCAGUAUACUAGUUUAUGAGUUGACACAGGCUGCACUUUUCAAACAGUGGUUCAUGUGACUCGUUUUAGAGUUGCCUGCCUUGAUGAAAGGAUCUUUACAUGUUACCUUUCAACCCUCUCCAGAAUCUCCUUGCAUAAAGGUUUUCAUACUAUUUGAUUAUUAUUUGAUAUUGAUUACUAUUUGAUUUUAGGUGAUUAAUGGCAAAA